GUGACAAACAAUAUGUCAAUAUGGUGCAACUGCAGUUAUAAAAAUAUCGCAAAAUAUAUAGAUUUAUAAUGUAUAUUUCGCGUAAGGGACAAUAAUUUUGAUGCUUUUAUUUAAAUAUAUGUGGUAAACGUACAAUAGUGAACAUUAAGCGAUAAAAUGGACGACGUAACUGUACCCUUGAACUUGGAGCCCAUGCAGCAGAAUGGAGUGAGCGACAGGAGACUAUGGAUUGGAAAUCUGGAUCUCAGAGUUAAUGAGUAUCAAUUAUUGAAAAUGGUCCGUGUGUACGGAAACAUCGAGAAGUUUGACAUGCUUUUCCACCGGAGUGGGCCUAAUGCAGGCCAGCCACGAGGCUUUGCAUUUGUCACCUACAAGCUACGGAAGGAUGCCAUCACUGCGAUGAACUCACUCAGUGGCCAAUUAUUGGGCUCCAAAAGAAUAUGUGUGAAGUUCGCCAAAACAACUUCUGACGAUCAAGAUAAACCGAAGCCAGAAUUGGGCAUACCAGCACUGGCUGGUGCGAAGCCAGAAAUGAAACUAAGUAAGAAGACUGCUAUCCAAUCAAUUGAAGCUAAACUCAAGAUGAUGGAGAAUAUGAAUGCAGGUGAUGAUUUUGUAAUCAACAAAUUAGCAGCAAACGAAGCACCGGUGAUUGCUCAGUACCAAACGAAACAAUAUCAUCCAACAAAUAAAACCAUCAGUACAUUUAAACGGAGACAUCCAUAUCAUAAAAAAAGAUAGCUGCAUUUUUCCGGAGGGUGGAAAUCUCUUUACGGUAUUAUUUGAUAUUAGAAGUUAAGUGUACUGUUCAAAAUAUUUUUAAAUUAGCCUUUAGAAUAUAGACUGGAGUUGUUCUUAAUGUUACCACUUAUGCAGUAAUUUCAUGUUUAAAUAAAAUAUAUCAUAAAAACAUUCUCUAUGCUAUUUAUAAGUAUAUUAAUAAUUUGUUUGCAUUCUAAUGGCAAUUUUAACACUAUAAUGACCAAAUAUUUCUAUUGCUUUUAUUUGACAAAAAUUUGAGCUUUAUCUUGAGAAUUGAUAUAGAAGCUUGAUGAACUCUAACAGUAAAAUUCUUCUCCAAAUUUACUUCUUUAACUUUAGAAGUAGGUUUUGCCUUUUAAUAUUACAAAUUAUCAAACCGUGAGUGUGUUCAUUAGAUUUG
Messenger RNA from Papilio xuthus (Asian swallowtail), 1162 nucleotides. Its product is annotated as probable RNA-binding protein 18. NCBI's taxonomy places the organism in Eukaryota, Metazoa, Arthropoda, Insecta, Lepidoptera, Papilionidae. The record is from RefSeq and is a predicted model, not a curated record. Gene Ontology annotation, molecular function: RNA binding. The transcript has 4 exons. The coding region runs from base 157 to 741 and encodes 194 amino acids.